AAAAGACUAAUGGGGUAAGGGCACUAGACAUUUGCAGUUGGCGGGAGUCCAAAUUAUUUUGGCUCCAACUUUUACUCAAAAGUUUUUUGAGUUUCUUUUUUUGCUUGCAUUUUAGUUUUUUUUAAACCCUUUUUAUUACUUUACCAAUAACAGGGACCAUUUGCCAUUCGCUGCUACCAAGGUUGUCAAAUCGGUUUGUGCCAGUGUGUCGGUUUAGCAAGUGGAAUGGUUCGACCGGUGGUACAUACCGAUUUGUGCCGGUUCAUGCCGGUUAAUAUUACAAAUAAUUUACAAAUACUCAUAUUUAAGCACGACAUUGAACGUCAUUACCUAAAUAUUUGUACUUGAAUCCAACAAAUAACAUCAACAUUUAACUUUAUAAGACAUAAAAUAAAUAAUAAAUUACUUUUUAUCAAAUAAAUUCGCUAAUAUAAGAUCAUUUUACUUAGAGAUUCGUAUAUCGAUCAUGCCGGUCAUACCGGUAGUGUCAUACCGGUUUUAUGACCGAUACAGGUUGAACCAGAUUCAACCAGUGGCACGCCGACCGGCGUGACAACCAUGCCUGCUACCUUAUCUUCAAUUCACAACAGAAAUGGAUCUCACGGUAGAGCAAUAAAAGAAAACCAUUCAGGAGCCGCCGUCCAUGAGCACACUUCUCGACGACGACCGCCGUCCUCCCACGCAGUCCUACUUGAAUGUUGUUCACAAGUACUUCUAUCCAUAAUCCUGCCACCAUUCGACCCAAGUCCACCUCUACUGUGCGAGAACACCAACAAUCGCGUUGUCAUUGUCCCGAUAGCAGCGGUUUCACUCUCCAUCGGACCAGUUCUGCUUUUACAUCAACAGAUCUCAAGCAAACUUACUAAAGCUCUCAUUUUCUUGUUGUAUCUAUUUAAUUGAGUUCAAGAGCAACUCGAUUUAAAUAAGAGAAGCAUCCACGACAGAGUUGACACGAUGGAGGCUGAAGUAUGCACUUCCAUGGCAUUGUUGUUGAGGAUGUUUAGGAUUAUACUUAUGGCGUCAGUUAAACAUAAGGAUUAGCAUGUGAUUGUCAAAGUACAACCUCGAGAUGUAUAUGUAGUCAGUUGAAGAGCGGAUGCUGAAGCAAGUCAGGUACUUCAAUGUGGAAUUUGAUAAAUAUUUGCUUGUAUAUCUGUUGGCACAUUUUAGUUGAAGUUAUCGUAAACUAACUUUCUGUGUCAGCUUCUUCCACCAGGAUGAUGGUGACAUGAAGCUUCUUCGACCCGGUUUGGAUUUUGUUCUCAUUUUCGUGGAUUGGAACUUUUCAUUUGUUCUUUGCUGGUCAUGACUGAAUUAUCAGAUAAUAUUAUGCCAAUGGAAGUGAACAUAAAAGACCUCUCUAUUUUAAUCGUUCAUAAUAGCCAAUGUAAUAAUACUUUGUUGUUGUUGUUGAUACUGUUGUUACAGGCUCUAAACAGGUGUUUUAACUUUUAAGUGCUGGAACUAGCUUUAGUAAUCUAACUACCGGUGUUGCAAGUGAUGCUGUUACAUGUUCUUCUUUUGAGUUGGUUAAAAUUUUGAUUUGAGCUAUUGUAGAUUCAAGUUUUAUGGAACAUAUUAGUAAGUAUAGAUGACUCAUCUUGAACACUUACAUGACAAUUAAUUUGUUGUGGUAACUUGCUAACAUAGUGGAUGAUUGUUGUUGAAUGAGUAGUGCCCCUUUCUAGAUGUCUUUGUUUGCUUUUCCCCUGGCCUUUUUAUCACCUCUGUUUCCCCUUCACCAUUGGUUUUGCUUGCUCUCUGUAUUUGUUUCCAGAACUCCCUCUGAUUUUAUUUUGCUUCAAUCUAUUUACUCUUGCCAUUGUUAUUUUGAUGAUUCAUCAUACGAAUUAGUUUAUUUGAUAAUUCUUUCGGUUAAGUCUCUUUUUUGGACUCUUGCAGGUAAUGAUGCUAAACUUGGGAUUAAUAGUCGACAUUUGGUUAUUUAUGGAGGAAGAUAAAGGAUGCGAAGUAAUUAAGAAGAUUUUAUGACUAAUUAUGUACGUAGGAGUUAUAUCUCUGUAGAAGAUUGAUGUAGGCAGUAACAUGUGUUACGAGCUUUCCAUAUCUUUUGGACCAGAAUUACUCAAUAUUUCAUUUUUAUGAUUAUUAUCUUUUUUCUUUUGUAGAAAUGUAAUUCUUAUUAUCAGAAACACACAAUUGACUUUCAUUGUAUAAUAUUAUUUAUUAGUGUCGAAUAUGGAUUUGUCAAAAUUUACAGUUGAUUAGCACUUUAGCAGGUAUGAUUAAUGAGUAAAUAAAGGUUAGCCACCAUUAAACGUGGGUUAAAGGAAAGGAAAUGCAUUUUGGGGUAAUUGCUGUGGGCCAUGAUAUGGUCAUCUAACGACAAGUCUCUCCUCGCUAAAUCAUCCAUCCUUUAACGGCCGUGCGGAUACGGUCGCCACUACAAGUAACGACCCGGAUUACAUCUAGCGACGAAGCUACUAGCGGCCGGGAAACCACGGUCGCCACAUUUUAACGACCGUUUUUUAUCCUUUAGCGAAGGGAAUUACGGUGACUAAAAGGUAUAUUUUUUG
Messenger RNA from Linum trigynum, 2537 nucleotides. Lineage: Eukaryota; Viridiplantae; Streptophyta; Magnoliopsida; Malpighiales; Linaceae. The record is from the annotation of a GenBank genome assembly.